Silurus meridionalis is the source of this 2712-nucleotide messenger RNA. RefSeq names its product mesothelin-like protein. Lineage: Eukaryota; Metazoa; Chordata; Actinopteri; Siluriformes; Siluridae. The transcript is spliced from 21 exons. The coding region runs from base 1 to 2712 and encodes 903 amino acids. The record is from RefSeq and is a predicted model, not a curated record. Gene Ontology annotation, biological process: cell-matrix adhesion. Gene Ontology annotation, cellular component: cell surface.
AUGGAUGCCUUCGUGAAGGUGCGGAUUUUGAGCUCCAUCUCAACAGAAGAAUUCAGCAAGUAUCUGAACAGCACAAACCCAGUGAUUAAUGGUUCUGAACUCUGCACACUACUUGAUAAUUACAACAGAACCACUCAGUACCUGGAGAUGGAGCCUGUUUUGUCCUCAGCUCUGGCCAGCCGAACAUUAGAGUGUGUGUGGCCUCGUGCACUUAGUGCCUCAUCUCAGGCUGAUGUAGAACAGUGGUUUAAUGUCACACUGCUUCACUACCUGCCCUACCUCAGCUCUCAGCUCAUCAGCUCCACCCAGCUCAGUGGUGCCUCUUGUCUGUCAUACAGGAAACUGGUGUCCAUCCUAGGGGACAACUACACCUUUGCUGCAGCUGAUUUCACCCCAGCUGAUGUGUACAGCUCUAUUAAAGAGUAUUUAAGCAGCGGCAAUGGCAGCCCUCGCUGCUAUAACUCUUCAGAUCCUCUUCUGAACUCCACUGCCUGGUUUGUCGAUAAUAUCGGAUUCUUCAUCACCUUCAUCACCCUCACUGAUCUUCAAUUAUUCCUAUCAGGAAACAUGUCAAGUGUGUUCCUGAAGAACUCUGAAAAUCUUCAGUUGUUCAACAAUGCAAACAUUUCAGCCAGUGUCCUGCAGUACUACACAAGAGAGUUGUACCUCCAGAAUCCUGACUUCAGCCCACUCAGAUUGCCACCUGAGCUGCUGUGUCAAAGUCCUUCCUCCAUGUUUGUUCCUCUUGGAGAUGCAGACAUUCAGACCAUCCUCACUAAGAUCAACAACUUCUGUACAGAAUUUAAUCCAGAGGUUACAGCGGUGCUGGUAGCAAAGUUCCCCAAUAUAACAACAGAUGCCAUCCAAAAGUUGGGUAGCCAGUGCGUGGGCCUGACUGUGGGCCAGAUAAACUCUGCCCCCUCCAAUGUGUUAAACACUACACUGUCUACACUCAGUAUCAUCAGUGGCUGGGACCAGGGCCAAUUGAAUGCCCUCAUCCAGAGCAUCAUUAGUUCAGGCUUUAAUUCUGUCACCAUCAGUACUGCAGGGAUUCUCCUGUGGUUCAGUUCAGACUCUGCCAAUACAAAAGCCAAAGAUCUAGUGAAAGCCUGUAGACCACGUGCAGACAGAGACAAGGUUGUCCUGGAAGAGGCUCAGCUGAUCUGCAUGUACAACUACGUAAAACAAGAUCCAUUUGUUAACUUUACUGAUGUCCCCUCUGACCUGCUACUGUACUACAGCUAUGAGAAGAUACCGAAGGUGAACUGCCAGUCAUAUUUCAGUGCCCUGGGCAAAGCAGAUUUCUAUGUUGUUUCUCCUGUCCUUGACAAAAUGACCAACCUGUUCAACAAUGCAAAGGACUGCCUGGGUAUAUCUGGUGUGAGCCUGACCGGGGAUCAGGUGGAUGUUCUUGGGAAUAUGGCCUGCACACUGGAAUUCUCCUACAUUCAGAACUCUGACCCUCUCAUUUUGGAAAAACUAAAGAACUGUGAAGAUCUUUCUGAUUCUCAGAUCACUGCUAUACAGUCACUGCUGCUCAGUGGAAACACUACUUAUGGUAAUCCAUCAACAUGGAAUGAGCAGACCGUGGAACAACUCGGCAUGCUGGCUGUUUAUUUCAAAUCAGACCUCUGCAACAAGCUUAGCUUUAAUGUAAAAAGGAAAGUUCUUUCAGUCCUGAGGAAGCAGAAGCUCCCAAUAAAGAAACUAAGUGCAUUCUUUACAGAAUGCAACUCAGAAAGCACUACAGUGAGCAAGAUCACAGCAGCAACAAUUGCAGAUACAUCGUUUCCUUACGGCUUUAACUCCACGCUGUUUGAUCUGUAUCUGGACAUCGAUGUCCUACAGGACAACCUGGCAGCCAUUACUGAGAAAGUGGUGGACACCAGCCUCCAGAAUGUCAUUCUGAACAAGUUAAACCAGAUUUAUCCAUCAGGCCUUAAUGAUGAUGUGCUGCAACUACUAGGUUCCACGUCUCGGGUAGCAUCUAUUGAUGCUAUUAGCAAAUGGAACAUUACUAUAAUUGAUACGCUGUCCUCUUUACUGGACUCAAAUGAUGGAAGCUGGGAACCAGAAAAGAGUAAAGCAAUCAUCAUGAGAUAUCUGAACAUUGAUAUUCAUUCUCUGGGAAGUGCUGAAAUAAAUAUCAUUGGUUCUUACAUCUGUACAUUAGACAUCAAUGUACUGGAAAAUAUCACUGCUGAGAACCUAAUAAUGGUCCUGCCUCCAGAUCUGACUUUGUGUUCGACUCAACAGAAAUCUGCUCUGUACAUCAUUGCCAAAUCUUCAUUUAUCAAUCUCCGCAGCAAUGCCACUACGUACUACCAACUCAUGACACCCUACCUAGGUGGAGCACCCGUGGAGGAUAUAGAAGCACUUUCCACCCAGAACAUCAACAUGGACAUCAACAUAUUCAUUAGUCUGAAACCCGAAGUUCUCCAGACCCUGAAUGUGAGCACAGUGAAGGCUCUAUUGGGGGUAAACAUGGCUGAUCUGAAGCUAUUUGAGAACUCCUCAGCCAUUCAAUCCUGGGUGUCACAACAAAACCAAUCUGAUUUGGACACACUGACUCUUGGCCUCAUCAACCGCAACCCUUGUUAUGGUGUUAACAGUUACCCACUUUCUAAAGAUUUUGCAUCUGGAAACAUUUCUGCAGUACUGUGCAACUUCAACAUUUCUGAUUAUGCAUGUUCAUCAGUAAGUCUUCUGUGA